Messenger RNA from Fraxinus pennsylvanica, 684 nucleotides. Lineage: Eukaryota; Viridiplantae; Streptophyta; Magnoliopsida; Lamiales; Oleaceae. The record is from the annotation of a GenBank genome assembly.
AUGUUGACCAACGAUGUUAGACUAAUAUUGUGGGUUGUGAUUUGUAGUUUGUGGUUGAGCGCCGACGAUGUCCUUAGUCAUGGUUUCCGGCGAGCGCCACGGAUGAGGUUUUCCGGUGAGCUACCACUUCCAUAUGCAUCGCACUAUUCAGAUUUGUCCAAUUUUUGCAUAAGCACUUUGGCACAAGCCCAUUUAGUAAUUCUAAAUUAUACAAGUGCAUUCCUGGAAAAAACUUCUGUGACACAAAAAAGCAAACAGCUUGUAAACAAGCAAAAGUACUCAAGAUUUUUGCUGAAUAUGCAAAGCCUGCGAAAUUCUAUUUUGAACCACGUGAGGGUUGGGGUCUUCACAACCAAGAGACUAAUAGCAGGCGAUUUGAAUGCACUGUACAGACAUGGCCAACAGUUGAGAACAUGCAGCGCAACCUCAAGUAACAGCCAUGAUCAGGUAAUGGAUCGAGUGAUUAAGCUGGUGAAGAAAUUUGACAAGAUAGAUGCUGCUAAGGUUACUGAAAAAGCUGAUUUCCAGAAGGACUUGAGCCUUGACAGCCUUGAUAGAGUUGAACUUGUUAUGGCUUUUGAGGAAGAAUUCUCCGUUGAGAUACCUGAUGCCGAAGCAGACAAGCUUAAAUGCUGUGCCGAUGUUGCUAAAUAUGUAAUUUCUAGUGCUGAUCAGAAAAUUUGA